Molecule: messenger RNA, 900 nt
Organism: Macroventuria anomochaeta
Lineage: Eukaryota; Fungi; Ascomycota; Dothideomycetes; Pleosporales; Didymellaceae
Product: Shwachman-Bodian-diamond syndrome protein
Exons: 2
Coding region: 1-900 (299 amino acids)
Biological process (GO): cytosolic ribosome assembly; ribosome biogenesis
Source: RefSeq, a predicted model, not a curated record
AUGCCUAUUAACCAGCCAUCAAAUCAGAUCAAGCUCACCAACGUCUCGUUGGUGCGCAUGAAGAAGGGCAAGAAGCGCUUUGAAAUCGCCUGCUACAAGAACAAGGUCCUCGAGUGGCGCAACAAGAUCGAGAAAGAUCUCUCGAAUGUCCUCCAGAUCGAAAACGUCUUCCUCAAUGUCAGCAAAGGCCAGGCGGCACCGAAGGCCGACCUCGACAAGGCGUUUGGCAAGAAGCCCAUGGAGGAGAUCAUCCUAGAGAUCUUAGAUCAUGGCGAACUACAAGUUGGAGAGAAAGAGCGCGGUGCCGAAUUAGAGCGCACGAAGAACGAAGUCAUCGACAUCGUUGCAGGCAAGCUGGUAGACCCCAGGACGAAGCGCGUCUAUACUACAGGCAUGAUAGAGAAGGCGUUGGAUCAGCUGAGCUCGCAAACUCAGGCGCAACAGCAAGAACAUAAGGCAGGGACGGAGACACCAGAUGGUGAAGAGAAGGGCAAGGCUGCAGCAUUGCCCAAGUGGAGCGGUAUCGUCACAACAAAAUCUGCCAAGUCACAAGCCUUGUUCGCCAUGAAGGCUCUUAUCGCCCACCAGCCGAUCCCGGUCGCACGAAUGCAGAUGAAGCUGCGGGUCAGCUGCCCCACCUCGGUGCUCAAGCAGGCCGUCAAGAGCGCACCGAAAGCACAGGCAGAAGGUGAAGAGAAGGCAACCACCGGCACAGUCAAGGACACAAUAUUGGCGUUCAUGGAGAAGGUCGAGAGCCAGGACACCAUGGGCGCUGAGUGGGAAGCUGUCGGUCUCGUCGAGCCUGGUGCGUUCAAGGGCCUUAAUGAGUUUAUUGAGAGCCAAACCAAGGGCCGAGGAAACGUCGAGGUCAUGGAAAUGGCUGUUGGCGCCGACGAUUGA